Molecule: messenger RNA, 3225 nt
Organism: Cygnus olor (mute swan)
Lineage: Eukaryota; Metazoa; Chordata; Aves; Anseriformes; Anatidae
Gene: CD22
Product: CD22 molecule
Exons: 13
Coding region: 96-2759 (887 amino acids)
Source: RefSeq, a predicted model, not a curated record
GGGAGGACGUUGGCACCCGGACGCUUGGGCCCCCCCAGUGCCCCAAAGGGGCGGGGAGUGGGGAUGGGGCCAAAUGCAGACACUGGGCACCCCAAAUGCCUGGGUCCCCCAAACUCCUGGGUCUCCCCCACCCUGCAGCAGCUUUGGUCUCCCCAGCCAUGCGGUUCUUCAUCUGCCUCUUCUUCCUCAUCCCGGGUGCUGCCCCAGCCGUCUGCCCGAAGCCGGUGACGGGCCCGGAGGAGGUGGUGGCUGGGCUGGGCUCCUGCGUCCUCAUCCCCUGCCGCUACAACUUGUGCCAGGCGGGACCUGGCACCCGCCUGCCCGCCCUGCGCUGGCUGCAGAAGCCUGUCUAUGACCAUGGCCGCCGCGACUACCUUGGGGGGCUGCUGGUGAGCACCGGCACUGGUGCCACCAGCUCCAGGGCCAGGAUUGGGGUCGCGGUGUCGCCCCAUGCUCCCACUGCCGACACCGCCUCUGGGGAGGGGGACUGCAGCCUGGUCCUGUCCCAUGUCCGAGCGGAAGAUGCCGGUGAAUACGGACUGCGGCUGGAGGCCAACGGCACCCGCCCCAACCGUGACCUGCGCUGGUUCCACAAAGUUGUCCUCAACGUCACUGAUGCUCCCCCUGCUCCCCGCCUCUGGCCAGACCCGCAACACCUCACCGAAGGGCGCAUAACCACCCUGGGGUGCUGGGUGCCCCCUGCCUGCCCUGAGGACACUGUCGCCCUUGCCUGGGAUGGGCCAGCCUCCAGAGUGGCAGGGGCAAAAGUGCAACCCUGGACCCCUCCAGACCUCACUAUGUUCCCCCCGGCCACUGGCAUCAGCUUGGACUUCAACCCCACCUGGUACCAUGACAAGUCCAACCUCAGCUGCCUCCUGCGGGGGGCUGAUGGGAAGACUGUGGCCCAGACAACCCGCCAGCUCCAGGUCCACUAUGCUCCGCGGGAUGUACGGGUGGAGGUGAUGCCGACAUCCCCAGUCCACGAGGGCUGGCAGGUGACGCUGAGCUGCCACGACUCUGCCAACCCCCCAUCCUUCGCCUAUUCCUGGAGCCUGAAUGGCCUGAUGCUGCCCUCCAGAAUGGACAAGGUCCUCCUGCCGUCAGUCCAGGUCCGCGAUGGCGGUGCCUACCACUGCCAUGCCACCAACAUUGUGGGAACGAUUGAGUCCCAUCCCACCAUCCUCGAGGUCUACUAUGCCCCGCGGGAUGUGCGGGUGGAGGUAACGUCCCCUGUCCAUGAGGGCUGGGAAGUGACGCUGAAAUGCCGCGACUCUGCCAACCCCCCGUCCCGCACCUAUGCCUGGAGCCUGGAGGGCCAGAUCCUGCCUCACAGCUCAGCCCAGCUCCGUCUGUGGCCAGUCCGGGAAGUGGACGGUGGCUCCUACCGCUGUCAGGCCACCAAUGUCAUAGGGACGGCUGAUUCCCCCCCAACUCUCCUUGAGGUCUACUACCGGCCCAGGAAUGCCACCCUGACGGUGCUGACCCCCCUGCCGGUGCUGGCGGGGACCCGUGUAUCUCUGCACUGUGAGCUCGGCCUGGCCCACCCACCUCCGUCCACCAUCCAAUGGCUGCGCAACGACCGCCAUGAGGCCAACACCAUCGGCCCCACCUUCAGCUUCACCGCCGAGCCCACCCGCGCCAGCACCUACCGCUGCGUUGGCCAAAACGUCGCUGGCUCCACCCAAUCCCCGCCCCUUGCUGUCAUCGUCUGGUAUCCUCCCCAGGCUGCUUGGGUGCGGCAGAGCCCCAGGGGAGAGCUGGUGGCUGGGAGAGGCCCAGUUCGGCUGCGCUGUGAGGCUGGGGUGGCCGAGCCCCCCUUCUACAACAUCAGCUGGUUCAAGGGGGGGCAGCGGCUGCCAGCCUCUGGCCCCAACCUGCUGCUGCCCGGUCCUGAGCCUGCCGAUACUGGCACCUACAUCUGUGAGGUCCGAAAUGUCGCAGGGGCUGCCCGCAGCGCCCCCACCACCCUCAACAUUCUCUUUGGGCCACGGUCGGUGGAGCUUGUGCCGGAGCCAGGAGAGGACGUGUAUGAGAUGACCAGCGUGGCCCUGCACUGCCGCGUGUCCGCCCAGCCCCUGCCCGAUGCCUUUGAGUGGUUUCGUGAUGGUCGAACCCUGGGCCGGGCCUCCAAGGACCUGUGGGUGCUGCGUGCCGUGGGCAUCCAAGCAUCUGGGCGCUACCGCUGCCGCGCCACCAACUCCAUCGCCUCUGCCGACUCCCCUGAUGUCACCAUCACAGUCUACUACACCAGGGCCACCAUCCUGCGAAAGACCUUCCUGGGCCUCGGUGUGGGGCUGAGCAGCCUCCUGCUGCUGGGCGCCCUUGGGUGCUUCCUCCGCCGCCGGUGGCAGCGGCAGAUGGCAGCUGAUGAGGAGCCAGUUGUGGAGCCGUCGGGGACCUUCUUCCUCCGCAACAAAAAGCCUCGUCCACCCGCGUCCCCACAGCCACCCCACACUGCUGAUGACACCAUCAGUUACUCAUCACUGGUGUCCCCUCCUGGCUCUGGACCUGUCCCCAGGGUGCAAGGGGACACUGUGGUCUACAGCAUCCUCAAGAGGAAUGAUGGUGCUGCAAAGGCCACCGAAGGACCCGACUAUGAGAACGUCCCCUCUGGUCCCAGGGGCAGAGCUGGGGACAGGGAUGGGGACGGGGACGGGACACUGCUCUAUGCAGCUCUGGCGCUGUCCCCCCCAGUGACACCCCAGGAACAUGCUGGGGGCAUGGGAGACGCUGUUGAAUAUGCAGCCCUGCGGCACUGAGCCCUCAGGGACAUGGGGACACCAGGACAAAGGAAGGUGGCCACCAGGGUGAUGUGGGGACAUCAGGAAAUAUCCACUGGGACAUAGGCAAAGUGGGGAUAUGGGGACACAGGACAACGGCCACCACAGAGGACAUGGGAACAGGGGACGUGGGGACUCGGGCAAAUGACCACCACAGAGAUGUGGUCACAAGGGGAGUCACAGCCAGAUGGUGACAUUGAGGGCAGGGGGACAUGGGGGACUCCAGAGCUGUGGCCACUGCAGGGGCAUGGCCUCGACCAUCAUGACAUGUCACCACGGGGGGGGGGGGGGGGGGGGGGGGGAGGGACACACAUGCAAAACCAAUGCGAGGACCAUGGCCACCACUACUGUUGGGCACUUGCCAGGACAGUCUUGCUGGGGACAUGCUGGGGACAUAUCACAGCCACUGAGGGAGCUGCCACCACCAAUAAAUUCCUCCUCUGGG